UAGUUUUCUCUGCGACAUUAACAGCGACAAUGAAAGCAUUCGCAGUGGUAGCCUUGCUGCUGGUGGCCUACGCCCAGGCUGACGUCACCGAGCUGACACAAGCCCAGGUGGACGCGCUGUCUGCGGAGGAACUCCAGGCCAUCACCCAGGAGCAGUGGGGCAUCAUCUCCUCCAGGUGGUGCAGUCCUCUCUUCGCCAGCUACGCCAAGUCCCAGUACCUGCCGGACCGCACCAACUGCCACUACUACUACGAGUGCGUGGGCUACAAGGCGGUGAGGAUGGAGUGUGCCGCCAACCUCUACUGGAACACCAAGCUGAGCACGUGCGACUUCCCGUACCGCGCGGGCUGCAGCUACGGCAGCGCCGCCCAGCCCGCCCAGAUCCAGCCGGCCAAGCCCGCCCAGGGCCAGCACCUGCCCAUCCAGCAGGGCGCCGUGCCCAACCAGCACCUGCCCAUCCAGCCGGCCGGCACCAACGACAACGGCGCCAUCGAGAUCCCCAUCGCCAACAACCCCGCCGUCGUCGACCCGUACAAGCAGUGAUCCUCUUCCCUGGCUGUGUGCGAAAGAGAUAUGGCCACUACAAUCUUUUUUACAUCCUAUGUAAAUGAAUUGACAAGCAAAUAAAAAUCUAGUAAGUGA
Messenger RNA from Bacillus rossius redtenbacheri, 641 nucleotides. RefSeq lists its product as uncharacterized. Gene Ontology annotation, cellular component: extracellular region. Gene Ontology annotation, molecular function: chitin binding. Lineage: Eukaryota; Metazoa; Arthropoda; Insecta; Phasmatodea; Bacillidae. Bases 30 to 542 code for a protein of 170 amino acids. The transcript has 3 exons. The record is from RefSeq and is a predicted model, not a curated record.